CCGGAGCCGCUUCCGUCAGGCACCGCCGGGACAGCCCCAAGGGGGCCUUGGGCCGCGAGGCUCUGUCGCUACGGCAACGCAGCGCGCGCGGAGAGGCUGCGGCGAACGCCAGGUCCUCAGGCCCCUGCCCAGGCCGUGUGGCGAUGGAGGCAGCUGAUGGCCUGGACACGGCGGUGCUGGAGCAGGAGCUGCUGGCAGCGGUGGCGGCAGACGAGCAGCGGGCGAGGGAGAACGAGGCCAAGCUGCGGGCCCUGCGCCAGGGAGUGUCCUCCUACGAGGAGUUCAGGAGCAUUGUGCUGGCAGCACACCUGAAGCCCCUGCAGAGGAAGGACAAGGUGGAGAAGGGGAGGAAUGUGCUGUGGAAUCCCUGUGCAGCCCAGGCCAAGGCCCUGCAGGGCAGCGAGGUGGAGAUCCCCCAGGAGCUGGAUCAGCUGCCUGGAACCUCUGCCGACUUUUACAGAGCCUGGCGCCGCUGCGCGAAGAGCAGCACGGAAAAGUACCACCUUCUGCUGGCACUGGGAGGGGAGGCCCUGGGCAGGAUCUUUCAGGCUGACCUGGGCUUUGGCCUGCUGGGUGAGUUCCUGAAGGUGCUGUCAGAGAACCUCUGCCAUGAGGACAGAGGCAGCGUGCUGCAGCUCCUGCAGAGCCUGGCGGGCACUGGGCGCUUCGGGCUAAACGUGGCCCUGCUGAGCCGGGCGGAGAAGGAGAGCAGCAGGGAUUUGUUUGGGAAGCUCCAGAGCAUGGGCAGGGGGCAGGGGAGCGCUGACCACCCUGGCAGCACAGCCAGCUGUGAAGCAGAGAGGGAAGCCCACCUCAUGGACACGAGGUUGCAGAAGGAAGCCGAGGAGGAAAGGAUGAUGAUGGAGCUGAUGCGACGUUACCAGGUCAGCUGAAGAAGCAGCAGGAGCAGAGAGCAGGAGGGGCCUGGCUGUGACCUCGCCGUGUGAGAUGGGGAAAGCAGACACGGGUGGAGCAUUGCUGUGAGUCUCUCUGUACCUGGGGUACAGGGCAAUGACUGCAGAAAUAAAGGUUAGCUGUGGAGAGGA
This is a messenger RNA of Pogoniulus pusillus (Red-fronted tinkerbird), 1046 nucleotides long. RefSeq names its product coiled-coil domain containing 103 (gene DNAAF19). The transcript is spliced from 4 exons. Gene Ontology annotation, cellular component: outer dynein arm. The record is from RefSeq and is a predicted model, not a curated record. Lineage: Eukaryota; Metazoa; Chordata; Aves; Piciformes; Lybiidae. Bases 144 to 893 code for a protein of 249 amino acids. Gene Ontology annotation, biological process: inner dynein arm assembly; epithelial cilium movement involved in extracellular fluid movement; determination of left/right symmetry.